Messenger RNA from Liolophura sinensis, 12664 nucleotides. RefSeq names its product neurofibromin-like. Lineage: Eukaryota; Metazoa; Mollusca; Polyplacophora; Chitonida; Chitonidae. Gene Ontology annotation, biological process: regulation of GTPase activity. The record is from RefSeq and is a predicted model, not a curated record.
GGGAUGAGCGAGCGCUGAAAAGCCCGAUAAAUUUUGGUGUUCUUCUUUAAAAAUGGCCACGCAGAAGCCGGGAGAAUGGGUCCAAGCGCUCAUCGUGCGAUUCGACGCCCAGCUGCCAAUCAAGACUGGUUGUCAUACCACUCAGUCUAUACAGAAUGUAGAGCAGAACAAAGAGUGUCUGGUGAAUGUCAGCAAACACAAGUUCUCAUUGGUCAUCAAUGGCCUGGCCAAAACACUCCAGUCUGUCGACAGUAUGCGUAUCAUAGGACCUGAGGCAGAGAGGAACUAUUAUGAGUCGCAGCUCAUCAUUCUGGACACGCUGGAACAGGUCCUUAACUCCCAACCAGAGGAUACUUCAAGGUUUGAUGAGACAAUGUAUGUCAGACUGCUUCUGCCGGAGAUGUGCAAGUUCCUGAAUAACCAGAUUGAUACUCCCCUCAACCCCCGCCUUAAAGCUCUCGCCUCCAACGUCCUCUUCGCUCUCAGCCUCAACAACUUCACAGCCGUCUUCAACAGAAUCUCAGCAAGUUUGUGUAAGCCACGGCUGGCCACCUUGUCUGCUCCAUGUGAGGACCCCCCUGAUAUGUCAGAUCUCGACCUUAUACAACACAUCAAUGUCGACUGCUCACGCCUCACCAAACUCCUCACAGAAUGUGUCCAGAAGUUGAAGUCCCUCAAACCCAAACAGGUGUUAUUUUGUCUGGCAUUUAACUUAGAAAGGGCCAUAUGGAACUGGAUGGAUAAUUACCCCCAAGAGUUUACUGAACUACAGAAACAACCUAAUGAAGAGUUACAAGAUUGUUGUGACAAGCUGUUUGAGAUUUAUAUCACGUUUGCGGAGACGUCCAGAAAAAAAGCGGUAGUGUGGCCAUUCCAGAUGAUGUUACUGGUUCUCUGUCCAAAAAUCCUUGAAGAGAUCAACAAUGCUGAUAAUGGGGCCCCUUGUUCAGCUCAACAUCAGAAAAAGAAACAGUUUAUUGAUGAUUUGAGGCGUGCGAUCUCGGGUCAUCACGGCGUAUCGCGUCAGCUGACAGAGGGUGCUGCGGUCACGUGCGUGCGUCUGUGUAAGGCUUCCACCUACAUCAAUCAGAAAGACCGUUUGAAUGUUCUCUUCUCCUUGGUGCAAACCGUCAUUCAGGAUUUAAAGAUUUUACUCUUCAACCCCAGCCCCAGCAAGCCUUUCUCACGGAACCAGAGCAUUGUGGGUCAGGACCUGGAUCUAGUCAUUGACUGCUUUGUGUCGUUUUUCCGCAUCAACCCUUACAGCAACGACGUCUUGAAAGUUUGCCUCAACCCUAACUCCCCGUCGGUCUAUCAUUAUGUUUUAGUCAACGCGCUCUAUAGGAUCAUCAUGCAGCCUCGCCUCUCCUGGUGGCCUCAGAUCACAGUGAUUUAUGGAAAGGCUGCCGAGCUGCGCUCUAUGUUCACCGAUACCCUCAACAAGUUCACACAGGGCUGUCUGGGUCAGCAACACCUGAUGAAAAUUCCACAGAGUAUCACCCGAGUGACGGGACUUAAGCUGAUCAAAGCCACGGAGGACUCUGUCAGCUACAAGGAGCUGUUAUUGUGGAUCGUCAGGCUCAUACAUGCUGACCCUUACCUCAUGUUACAUAAUCCUGGUAAGCUUGGUCACGAGAUCCAGAGCAGUACAUUAGAGCUGAUCAAUGGCUUGGUGUCCCUGGUUCACCAACAAAGCAUGCCGGAGAUUGCCCAGGAGGCCAUGGAGUCCCUGCUGUGUCUUCACCAGCCAGAUAACAUAGAGCUGUGGAACCCCGAAGCUCCCAUCAGUACAUUCUGGGAUGUCAGCUCCCAUGUUCUUUUCUCCAUCUCCCAAAAGCUGAUCCAACAUCACAUGUUGAACUACACUGAGAUUUUAAAAUGGCUAAGAGAGAUCUUGGUGUGGCGUAAUACAUUCCUGCAGAAGCACAAGGAGUACGCCAACUUUGGCAGUAACAUCCGUAUGUGUCGACAAGCUCAUAUCAAGCUAGAGGUGGUGUUUUUUAUGUACCUAUGGAGUAUUGACAUCGACGCCGUCCUCACGGCCAUGUCGUGCUUCACGCUGCUCUGUGAGGAGGCGGAGAUUCGCUGUGGGGCAGACGAGGUCGCCGUGACACAAAUACUGCCCAACUACGGGGUGUACUGGGAACUGGCAGCCGCGAGCACUGUGCUCACUACAGGAAGAGCAGCACUGCAGAAAAGAAUUAUGGGUCUUUUACGUAAGAUUGAACAUUCCACACCUGGUAACAUGCAGGCUUGGGAAGACACCUGCAGAAACUGGGAAACUACCACCAAGAUCUUAGAGAAUCAUCCAAAAGUUAAACUGGAGGAGGGAGCUGCAGUCGUCAUGGAAACCAUCAGGGCGAGAAGGAAACCUUCCCAUCAUGCAACUACAGAUCAUGAAUUAGAGGAUCAGUCCAAUGAGUGGGCGAACAUGACGGGGUUCUUGUGUGCACUGGGGUCAGUCUGUCUGCAGAACAAGGCUCAUAAAACAAGUUUACCGUCGCUGGCAUCCUGCUCGUUUGACAGAAAGGGGAGCCUGAUACAGAGCAGCACCCUGGAGUCAACGUACUGCCCUGUCACGCAAUUUCUGGGUGACCUGUUAAAACUUCUGGUGUGUCAAAACGAGAAGUUUGGGGCUCAGAUACAGAAGCAUGUCAAGGAGUUGGUCGGCCACGAGCUCAACCCGGCUGUCUACCCCAUACUCUUUGACCAGAUCAAAGUCUGUGUGGACAAAUUCUUUGAUACGGGAGGCCAGGUGACCGUAACAGAAUUAAAUACUCAGUUUAUUGAGAACAUCAUAUUUAUCCUGAAAAAUAUCCUAGAAAAUAAGACGGAACAGCCAUGCGAACACCUGGGAGUCAGCAGUAUCGAGGGACUCAUGUUAAACAUUGUCAGAUAUGUGCGACACCUGGACUCCACAGCCCAUGCUAUCACCAUCAAAACCAAGCUCUGUCAGCUCGUGGAGGCUAUGAUGCAGAGGAGAGAUGACCUGACAUUCAGACAGGAGAUGAAGUUCAGGAACAAGCUCGUAGAGUACCUGACGGACUGGAUCAUGGGCAACUCACACCAAGUCAACAUCCUGGGUGACAUAUCCGUCAUGUCACGUGACCUUGACCAGGCAAGUAUGGAGGCUGUAGCUGCACUGUUAGCAGGACUGCCACUCCAACCAGAGGAGAGUGACCGUGGGGACCUGAUGGAGGCUAAGUCACAGCUCUUCCUCAAGUACUUGACUUUAUUCAUGAACUUGCUGAACGAUUGCUCUGAGGAAGAACAAGAUAAAGCUCUGGAUCCUAACAGGAAGCGCAGCAUUUCCAACCUGAGCGCGCUGCGCAACUGCACAGUGCAGGCCAUGUCUAAUCUGCUCAACGCCAACAUUGACAGUGGCCUCAUGCACUCUAUAGCCCUGGGCUACCAUAAGGACCCUCAGACUCGAGCUGCUUUCAUGGAGGUUCUGACCAAAAUUCUCCAGCAGGGGACAGAGUUUCACGAUCUUGCGGAGACGGCACUGGCUGACCGCUUUGAGAGACUCGUUGAGUUAGUGACCAUGAUUGGGGACAAAGGGGAGCUCCCUAUAGCCAUGGCAUUGGCCAGUGUUGUUUCCUUCAACCAAAUGGAUGAGCUGGCACGUGUGUUUGUCACACUGUUUGAUGGGAAACAUCUUCUCUAUCAGCUGCUGUGGAAUAUGUUCUCAAAGGAGGUGGAGAUUGCCGACUGUAUGCAGACACUGUUUCGCGGGAACAGCCUGGCCAGUAAGAUCAUGGCCUACUGUUUCAGGUUCUAUGGGCAGGGCUACCUGAGGGAACUUCUUCAUCCGUUAAUCAUGGAAAUGUUCCUACAGGACCAGGCCCCUGAUCGCAAAGUCUCCUAUGAAGUGGAUCCUGCAAGGAUUGAGAGCGGGGAGAGCAUAGAGCGGAACAAGCGGAACCUGAUGGUGAUCACCCAAAAGGUGUUUGAUGACAUCGUUAACUCGGCUCAAAGGUUUCCACCCAAGCUGCGCAGUAUGUGUCACUGUCUUUACCAGGUGGUAACACAGCGUUUCCAGAGCAGCCUGGACACCGUUUGGACUGUCAUUGGCACGGUUAUCUUUUUGCGUUUCAUCAAUCCAGCUCUAGUGUCUCCGUACGAAUCUGGGAUUAUCGAGGAAGAACCAACGCCACGGAUAAAGCGGGGUCUGAUGUUGAUGUGUAAAAUCAUGCAGAACAUCUCUAAUCACUUACUCUUCCACAAGGAACAGCACAUGAGGGCUUUCAACGAUUUCCUCAAAACCAACUUUGAAUCUGGACGAAAGUUUUUCAUGGAGAUUGUGUCAGACUGUGAGACUGUAGAUGCGGGCAAUCACAGUCUGUCCUUUAUCAAUGAUGCUAAUGUCCUUGCCCUCCAUCGUCUACUAUGGAACAACCAGGAGAAAAUAGGCGACUAUCUCUCCAGUAGCAGAGAUCAUAAAGCAGUUGGCAGACGGCCCUUUGACAAGAUGGCGACACUUCUGGCAUACCUAGGCCCACCAGAGCACAGGCCUCUGGACUCCCAGUGGAGCAGCAUGGACAUGACAAGCACUAAGUUUGAGGAGAUCAUGUCACGUCACAACAUGCACGAGAAAGAUGAGUUCAAAUCUCUGAAGAACCUUCACAUAUUUUAUCAGGCAGGGACCAGCAAAUCUGGAAACCCUGUGUUCUAUUACAUCGCCAGAAGAUACAAAGUAGGGGAGAUUAACGGAGACCUGCUCAUCUACCAUGUGUUGCUGACCCUCAAGCCUUUCUACCACAAGCCCUUUGAGCUGGUCAUAGACUUCACCCAUACCUGCUCAGAUAACAGAUUCAGGACGGACUUCCUGUCCAAAUGGUUUGUUGUGAUGCCGGAGAAUGUUUAUCAGAACAUUAUGGCUGCUUACAUCUACAACUGUAACUCCUGGGUGAGGGAGUACACCAAAUAUCAUGACAGAAUCCUCACCCCACUUAAGAACAACAGAAAGCUACUGUUUAUUGAUCACCCCGUGAAGCUGUCCGAGUAUAUCGACACAGAUCAGCAAAAGCUGCCUGGAGCCACAGUGUCGCUGGAGGAAGAUUUGAAGGUGUUCAACAACGCGCUCAAACUUUCCCACAAGGACACCAAGGUCGCCAUUAAAGUGGGUCCGAGUGCCAUCCAGGUGACCUCAUCAGAGAAGAGUAAAGUACUGGGUCAUCAGGUCUUACUCAACGAUGUGUACUAUGCCUCUGAAAUUGAAGAGGUUUGUUUGGUCGAUGAUAACCAGUUUACGAUGACGAUAGCCAAUGAGAGUGGACCUCUCUCCCUGAUCCACAAUGACUGUGAUAGUAUUGUACAAGCCAUUAUUCAUAUCCCCAGAUGGGAGCUUUCACAACCAGACACUGUAACCGUACACACUAAAAUCCGACCCAAAGACGUUCCAGGCACUCUCCUCAAUGUGGCGUUACUGAACCUGGGUAGUUCUGACCCUAGUCUGAGGUCAGCAGCCUACAACCUGCUGUGUGCCCUCACCCAGACCUUUGACCUCAAGAUAGAAGGUCAGCUCCUGGAGACAACAGGCCUGUGUAUCCCUGCAAACAACACAAUCUUCAUCAAGUCUAUAGGUGAGAAACUGGCCGCUAACGAGCCUCACCUGACGCUGGAAUUUCUGGAGGAGUGUAUACAGGGUUUUGGUAACUCAAACAUUGAGAUGAAGCAUCUGUGUCUGGAGUACAUGACACCAUGGCUGCCGAAUCUCACCCGAUUUUGUAAACAGUCUGAUGAAUUCAAGAAACAAAAAGUGGCGCUUAUUUUGGAGAAACUCAUCACAAUGACGAUAGAAGAAGUGGAGAUGUAUCCGUCGAUACAGGCAAAGAUUUGGGGAAACAUUGGACAGGUGGCAGACUUGCUGGACGUUGUCCUGGAUAGCUUUAUCAAGCGAAGUGUUACAGGAGGCUUAGGGUCCAUCCAGGCAGAAAUCAUGGCUGACACAGCAGUAGCCUUGACCUCUGCUAAUGUCCAGCUUGUGUCACGAAAGGUCAUUGGCAGACUAUGUCGGCUGAUCGAGAGGACGUGCAUGUCUCCAACAUCAACACUGGAGCAGCAUCUGAUGUGGGAUGACAUAGCCAUUCUGGCCAGAUACCUGCUCAUGCUCUCCUUCAACAACUCUUUAGACGUGGCAAGUCACCUUCCGUUCCUGUUCCACAUCGUGACCCUGCUAGUCUAUACAGGACCCCUCUCCCUUAGGGCCUCCACCCAUGGGCUUGUCAUCAACAUCAUCCACUCCCUGUGUACCUGUAGUCAGCUACAUAUCGCAGAGCCAACCCUGAAGGUGCUUAAGAUGAGUCUAACAGAGUUCUCCCUACCCAAGUUUUACCAGUUGUUUGGUAUCAGUAAGGUGAAAUCUGCCGCCGUCAGUGCAUUCCGUACCAGUUAUCGUCCGGGAGACCGCUCCUUCACGAUGUCACCCCUGGAGCACGAUAAAAUGUCGCUCUGCUCCUUGGAGGUCAUAACUGAUGCUCUAUUAGAAAUCAUGGAGGCAUGCAUGAGAGAUAUUCCCAAGUGUGAAUGGCUUCAGCAAUGGACGGAUUUGGCAAGAAGAUUUGCAUUCCAGUACAACCCUGCCCUGCAGCCCCGGGCGAUUAUUGUGUUUGGUUGUAUCAGUAAGACUGUGUCUGAUUCUGAAAUCAAACAGUUGCUUAGGAUAAUGAUGAAGCCAUUGGAGUCGUGUAGUGAUAUUACACUUUUGGAAUCCAUUGUGAUGUGUCUGACCCGGUUACAACCUCUCCUCCACCCUGAGUCUGACAUCCACAUGUUCCUGUUCUGGGUGGCUAUCUCCGUGCUACAGCUAGAUGAAGUGUCCCUCUACGCCGCAGGAAUGGCGCUUCUAGAACAGAAUCUCCACACACUGGAUGCCCAGGGGCUGUUUGAGAGAAGGACCCUGGAAGAGGUAAUGAUGGAGACCAGAGAGCCGCUGGAGUGGCAUUUUUAACAACUCGAUCAUUCCAUGGGGCUCAGCUUCAAAAACAACUUCAACUUUGCUCUGGUCGGACAUUUACUCAAAGGGUUCCGUCACCCGACCCCCACCAUGGUGUCCAGGACCAUUCGUGUACUGAAUCAGCUACUAACCAUCACAGUGAAGCCCACAAACAGGGACAAAUUUGAAGUCACUCCACAGACAGUUCCGUAUUUGGCAGCUUUGGUGUCCGUAUCGGAGGAGGUUAGAAGUCGGUGUCAUCUUAAACACAGGACGACCCAAUAUACGAUGACAGAAUCCGCCUCCAACGAGAGCAUUAGUGGGGAACUCUCCCAGCCAUCCAUGGGGGUGUUAGCCAAUUCCUGUAUAAACCAGGCCCCACCCCCGGGGAGCUCCCACCCUCCCCCGGGGCCUUGCACCCACACGGGGGUCCCAGGGUUCCACAGUGGCCCAUCUCAGCUCACGUCUUCAUCUUUCCCAGGGACAGGUAUAACAAUGAACUCUGUUCCAUCCCCUCAGGUGACGUGCCCCCACUCAUCCAGCGCCCCAGCUGGUCAGUCCUUGCCCCCUCAGACACAAACUGCUUCACCCAUACCCCCGCCCCAGCUGGGUGCAUCGCCCCCCUGCCCGCCGCUAGCCAUUGCCCGAAGGCAGAAGAGCUGGGACCUGCUGGACCAGAAUGCGGUGGCGGCUGCCAGGAUGCAGAAAAACACCCACAUGUCACAGUCACAGCAACAAAUCAACACAAAUUCCUGCAAUCCAAAGUCCUGGCGAAGUCUGGACCUCGAGCCAAAUUCCAAACCACCGUUGUUUAAAACGCGCAGCAGUUCAAUGCCCAUCCCGGGAUCUAAGAAGCUAAUGGAUUCUGGGAAGACAGUUUUGAGUGUGGUGCGUAGUGGGCGAGGCUCAGUGUCCAAUGAAAAUAAUGUAUUGCUUGACCCAGAAGUGCUGACAGAUUACCCGACGCAAGCAUUCGUCCUAACUGUUCUGGCUACCUUGGUGCGGAACACGACUGAUGAGAAUGAGGCCAGAAUCUUGUACGAAUACCUAGCUGAAGCUUCUGUGGUUUUCCCCAAAGUCUUUCCUGUGAUACACAGUCUAUUGGACGCCAAGAUCAACACCGUGCUGUCCCUAUGCCAUGAUCAGGUCAUCCUGAACGCUGUGCAGAGCAUCAUUCAGAAUAUGAUAGCUUGUGAGGACUCCUCCCAACAGACACUCUCCAGUCUUCAAGCCAUUGGAUUCGGAGGGUUGUGGAGAUUUGCUGGGACUUUCACAAAGUCAGCUCAUCACAGCGACACCGCAGAGCUGUUUGUGAACUGUCUAGAGGCGAUGGUAGAGACCUGUCUGCCCGGGGAUGACCUGGAUGUCCAGAACCCCUACCCCAGCUCCCUCGGCAUCGCCCCUAAUCUGAACCUCUCCAGCUCCAUGUCCAGCCUUAGUGUCACCAGUCUUCAUUCUCCCACGGACAAGGACAGCAUAGACGGGCUGUGCAACACGGGCAGGCUCAGACAUAGCACUGCAGCUCACUUGGCCAGCAAGAACCGACCAGGAAGUCUGAAGCGAAAGGACAGCAAAAAACUGUUUGACCCCAUGGACUGAGUAAACAGGGCUACAUGUGGUACUAACUUGUAGUUACGCAGUAAAUGAAAUCAGAUCAGCUUGCCUAUUUUUGCCAGAUUCUUAGAAGGUUGUUGAUCUUUAUUGAAAGGUGUUUUCAGGUUUUUUGUUUGGAAGGUAGGAUUAUAGCCUACUGGAAAAAUGUAAGUUGCCUAUUUUUUCCUGAUUCUUAGAAGGUUGUUGAUCUGUAUUGAAAGGUGUUUUCAGGUUUUUCUGUUCGGAAGAUAGGAUUAUAGCCUACUGGAAAAAUGUAAAUUUUAGCCCCGAAAGUUUUAUGACAUUUGUUUGCCACUAAAAAUGCAGUUUGUGGUGCCAGAUUUUAGGUCAUUUGUUGCCUGCCGACACUUUGGGAGAAGGAGAAAAUGUCAAUAUGCAGUUUUCGAGUUACGCCUUUACAACAACAGAAUGACGUCUCGGUGCAAAAAGACAUCGCCACUUUAUGGCACAUUAGGGCUGCUUGCCUAUCUUUUAACAUGGCAGUGAUGGUGUUUAGAUCAAAGUACUGGCAGAACAUCAUGUUUUGUGCAAUAUUGGGGAACGCUAAUUCACACAUGAACACAAUUCAGAAGAUCAGUGUAAUCCUUGUAAAAUGUGUAAAGUGACAACGUCAUAUCAUAAAGGGACAUCACUCUGUCGUCGUAACGUCAUGUCUCGAAACAUGCGUAUUACCUUGUGUGGCAAGUGGUAGGUUCGUUAUCGUUGUGCAGUCACUUAUUGCAUCUAGGCAAGGAAGAGAGGAGUAGACGUUUCGAGCAUGAAGACUUUAAGAAACUGUUUUUACAGACCAGUGUCUGUAGACAUGUGUUGUUCUGUUACAUGGUAUUUGUACAUACAUAGAUCAAAACUAGCAGAAGUACCCUUGUUUGAAUAUUGAGUUCAUGCCAUUGUUUUCAUGCCGUUGUUUUCAUGCCAUUGUUUUCAAUCAGUGUCGUUUUUUGACUGAUCAAUGUCAUUCCCAAUAGAAACUGAUAAGAAGAAAACUCAAACUGAAUGCAUGCGGGAAAAAUGUCACAUGACGUUCAGUGGAAAACAAGGCAUGAUUUUAAUUCCAAAAGGAGGGCGUGAAAGUGAUUUUGUAUGAAUUAUGUGACACUAUGGACUUUCAGUUUCACUUUCUGUUCCGACUGCUUCCUUUAAUUAUGUGGAUUCAUGUGACCCUCAGAAUUUGCCAGAAGUUCAUGAAAUGGAGUGAGUAAAUGAUAAAUACCCAAUGCCACGUUCUUUCAUUGCUAUAGUAUAUGUGUAUGCAUGUUUUCUGUUAAACAUACAAACCAAGAUAUUGUAUAUGUAUAGUGAGAUCUUCAUGUCUUUGGUUUCCAUUAUUCCAGCCAGAACUCACCAAAGAAAGCUCAAUAGUGAAAGUCUCCUUCACAGCCCAAAACAUGUUGAAAGGAAGUUCAUCCAUACAUCAAGGGCAAAAUUUGCUUGCUCCUAGCAAACAUUUUUUUUUCUUUUUGUUUUUAUUGAACAUGGAAAUUCACACCAGUCAUUGGCUUCAGAUGGUUGUAAGAAAUGCUGAUGCUGUGAUUUCUCUUAGCAACAAAAGCAUUGAAUGUGGAGAAGUUUUUUUUGCUGAUGUUUAUUUUGCGUUCUCCUUUAGCACUAUGUGAAGAUGUCUGGGAUUGAGCUUUGAAGUGUUCAAAAUUGUAUGAGGUUGCUUUUUCUUUUUGUUCAUCUCUUCACUAAGAAAACAUUCUGAUUUCAUGGAAAGACUUUUAUACAUCUACGUUAUAUAAGUAAAAGUAAAAUUUAAUUUUAGAAACAGAGAGGAGAUGCAGAAAAUUUUGGUAACACGACAUAAUUUUAAGGUCUUGAUAGAUUUUAUCAAAGAAGAUCUUCUUGUGCUGACUGCAAGCUUCCAAACCUGGAAAAUGUCACUCUGCAAAUGGUGUAUGACGAAAAGUUUAGCUUUUUAUCACAUUUUGCUUCUGAUUGAGUCAGCCUUAUUAUACGGCCACUUGAGAGUUUUUUGUUAAGUUGAUUACUCUCAUAUGGGAAAAAUUAUGUGUUAGCGUCAAAAACAUUUAUUUAAAAGCCUUUAUGUGAACCAGAAUGUUAAUUUUUUACAACCCAAACUAUGGAUGAAAUACUGUAGUCUGUCAUCUGAACCAACCAAAAGGGGUUUUGGUGUAAACCAGAUAGGGAAUAGUAAAUUGAUUAGACUGACACUUUAUUUGGCAAACUAGGUGUCCGUUGAAGGUACAACACGAGGUUAGCACAAGUAGGUACAUUUAUGUACAGUAGGUUAAAGUUUUGCUUAUUAAAUCUGAAUGUUUAGGUACCUUAAAUGUACACAUGCACUGCUCAUGUACCGCUUAGGGAUGGUUUAAGCAUAUUUCUGUUGUUAGAAAUGUUUGACGAUUUACCCGAGCUUGAUCUCUUAAAAUUUUAAAAACCUCUUUUUUUUUUUUAAGCGUUCUAGGCAUAUUGAUUCAGUCCUAGUCUUUUUGAUUGGUUACAAUACUUAAAAUCACACAUGUAGUCUUGCUGUGUUUUGCUGUGUAUGGUUUUGUUUCUUUGUUAUACUGUAGCAUUUUUUGUAUCAGUAUUAUUUGCUUCACUUUUUCCUUCACCAGUCAGUCUUGAUAAAUCAUGAAAUUAUGAAAAUUGUGUAUGAAAUUACACAAUGUAAUUAUGAAAAGAGCAUAGUUUUGAUACAGCAUCGAUGUUUUUCAAGGAUGUGCUUUACAUCAUCCUUGAACUAUACAGAUACUAGUUGGGAAAAUCAUUCGUUGAGGGUCAUCAGGUGUUCAAUGAGAAUAUGAAAAUAGCUAGUAUGUACGUUUUCAAGAUUGUUUUUGUUUUGUUGUUUUUUUUACUGGGACUGUGUCCCUGAAACAAUUUUUUUACACGCAAAACAAGGUAACACAUAUCUGCACUAAGAGGAGAUACCUUGCAAAUACUUUCCUGAGCAAAAAUCAAAAUGCAUAUGUUACUUUAGCCGAGUCGGAGAUUUAAAAGAUUGAGUACCGUACUUAAUUAUGUGGUAUAGGUAGACUUGAUCAAAAUACUCCUAAUUGUCACAAAGUGUCGAUUUUUGUUUUGUGUUAGCUGUGUGGAACAGAGAUGAACUUGUCUGAUUGCUUGUGAUAUUCUUGAACUGUUAGGGUUAAAAAAAAUGUGUAUUGUGCUUAAUAAGGCUUCUGGAUUGUUAUCCAUGUGUGUAAAUUGGUCAGGCAGAAAGGGAUUUGAAAUAAGUUUGUCAUAAAAUGGGAAAUAGUACUGAGUUAUGGCCCUUGGCUGAGAUAGGCAUGGCGCCAUAUGGAUGUUGUGUAAGGGGGGAUAACUCAGCGGUAUAACUCAAAGGGCUAUAUGUCACUUACCUUCCUUCAAACAACAUCCAGAUGGCGCUAUGCCAAUCUCGGCCAAGGGCUAUAACUGAAAAUUUUUUCUUAUUAGAGGAAAAAUACAUGUGCACAAUGAAUGGACGUUGUUUGAUAUAUUUGAGUUCUAUGGAUGCAUGGUCUGACAUGGAAGGUUUUUGAUUUUGUCAUUUUACAAGAAGUAUGCUUUGGAUGUUAGCAUUUGGAGGAAUUAUUUGCCUUUCAUCUAUUGGUUCGAUAGAUGAAUGAUAUUAACUCUUCAUGGGUGAUAGAAUUCAGCCGAAAUCAUGGAUGAUGUUGUAGACUGUGCGUCAUCACUUUCUGUAUAAAAUGGAAUUGUCAUUUAUAACAAACAGCUUGAUCUUUAAAAAGAGGAAAUGACCUAAAAUGGUUGAUAAAAUAUAUUUGUGAUUGGCAGGGAUGAUUUGUUUAUUGAUAUCAUGGUAAACGCAUCAAAUGUUGAGACGUGACUAUUUCAGUUCACUUUCAGGAAUUUUUCUGUCAAAUUAAAUAUCUCAUUCUAGUACUACAGACCCUGCACAAUAUUAUUUGAAGCUGCAGUAGGAAGGACAGGCAACAUUACUUAAGACUGUGGUUAUGGAAGUGUUAAAAAAUAUCUUAAAAACACAUGGAACAGUAAAACCAUCAAAUGCCUUUAAAGUAAAAUUAAAAUGGUAAAAAAAAUUAUAACAGUUUUGCUGACUAUGGAAAAGCUUGUCAAAUAUUAUAGAAUUGUUAUGGGUGUGAAGUGUGUGUUGGGAAGUACAAGUUGAUGGAUGACUGGCAA